Messenger RNA from Erythranthe guttata (spotted monkey flower), 1392 nucleotides. The record is from RefSeq and is a predicted model, not a curated record. Lineage: Eukaryota; Viridiplantae; Streptophyta; Magnoliopsida; Lamiales; Phrymaceae.
AUGAAGUGGAAAUCGGACGGUUGCCAGGAGUUCAUUCCCAACGGCAAAGAAGGAUACCCCACCGCGCUAACUUGCGCCGUCUGUGGCUGCCACAAGGGCUUUCAUCGGAAUGAGGCUGCACCAGUUUCUCUAAUCAAGGCAGAUGUACCAUGGUCCGCUCGAAGAGCAAGUCUUUCUGACACCGACCGCGUCUUGAAAACAGUCAAGGGCAUACUGAAUAAGCUGACUCCCGAAAAUUUUGAUCUUCUAAAGGAUCAAUUGAUUUACUCUGGAAUAAUUUCCGCUGAUAUUUUGAAGGAGGUGGGCUCAUUGAUAUUUGACAAGGCUGUAUCGGAACCAACAUUUUUCCCGAUGUAUGUGCAACUCUGUUCAGUCCUUGACAAGAGGCUUCCUCGAUUCCCAUCGGAUGAACCUGGUGGAAAAUUAAUUACAUUUAAGCGCGUUCUCUUAAACAACUGCCAAGAGGCAUUUGAAGGCGCUGGACAAUUGUGGGAAGAAGUUAGGCAGAUGAAUGCUCCUGAGCAAGAACAGGAACGAAGAGACAAAGAACGUUUAGUCAAACUCCGUACACUCGGAAACAUCCGUCUUAUUGGUGAGCUUUCGAAGCAGAAGAUGGUUCCGGAAAAAAUCGUUCGUCACAUUGUUCAGGAACUAUUAGGACAAGAUACCAAGAGUUGCCCGGCAGAGGAGAACGUCGAGGCCAUAUUCCAGUUCUUCAACACCAUUGGUAAACAGCUCGACCAGAACAUAAAAGCAAAGCGCAUCAACGACGAGUACUUCAAUCGCCUGAAGGAGCUGGCGGCACACCCUGAGCUGGCGGCUCGCUUGCGGUUUAUGAUCCGUAAUGUUAUCGAUACUCGUGCCAAUAAUUGGGUUCCGAGACGCGAAGAGGUGAAAGCUAAAACCAUCACUAAAAUCCACUCGGACGCUGAGAAGAAUUUAGGGCUAUUACGCCCCGGUGCCACCGCUAGCACUAGGAAUAGUCGAAAAUUAGCUUCUGGAGCACAAGCGGGUAUUAUUAGUCCUACUGGCUAUCAGAUUAAUCGGCCUGGUACAGGUGGCAUGAUGCCUGGUAUGCCUGUAAUAACAACAGAUGACGAUAAUUGGGAAGUCGUUCUUAACCAGAGGCUUCUACCUCAAGGCAGUGGUGGUUUAAUCGCCGGAAAAACCAGUGCCUUCUUGCAUGGUAGUGGUGGUCUACUUAGACAGGCUUCGACGCCUCCGAUUUCUCCAGCUGUCGAGAAGCCAUUGGCUCCGAUUCUGCCAGAUGUCGAAAAGCCAUUGGCUGUGAUCUUUUUGAUUCUGGCUAAGGUGGAAGAUAAGUCUUACAAGGAGGCCUUAAUCAGUGCUGCUAUGAAGGUUGUGAAAACAGAUAUGUUUCAUCGUGAAUGA